Molecule: messenger RNA, 633 nt
Organism: Medioppia subpectinata
Lineage: Eukaryota; Metazoa; Arthropoda; Arachnida; Sarcoptiformes; Oppiidae
Source: the annotation of a GenBank genome assembly
AUGAACAUGGAUGUAAUGCUAGAGGCACAGGAAUUUAUUUCCACGCCUGCCUCGUCAUUGGAUAGGGAAAUACCACCCGAGGCUCCCCCGAACCCAACUGUCCAAUCAAAUGCACUCAAUAAUUUAAUUAACAAAAUUUUAAAACAUAAUAUAACCAUGGUUAUGGAACGGGGCCACGGGGAUACACUGGGAGAGAUAUCCAAUGACCUGACUCUUCCCUCAGAUACUAUUAAACCAGUGAGGAAAAAACUUUCCGGAAACUUGGAUCUGGAGUUCCGACGUUUCCAUGUAUUUAGACCUAGCUCACUAUUUGGUGCCCCACAAAGUUUGAGCAGGGGAGUGGCAUUUGGUUCCGCCGCUCCGUUAGCAAUGUUUUCAAUGGCAGAGAGUUUACCAAUGGCUAAGUCUGUGGCCAUUCCCGACCCCAAUGCGAGUCCCGAACCCAAAGAGGUUUUGGCGGCGGUCGACCCAAACCAGGAGCAGCAAUGGGAGGCGCGGCUUUCGACGGCUCCGUUCCUCAAAUUAACAAAGUAUCCGCAAUACGACCGCAAACCUCCCCUUCAGUCAAACAAAAUACCCAUAAAAUUAGGAAACAUUUUCCCGAAACCUGGUUAUGGGAGUCAGCGAUCGUCG